Molecule: messenger RNA, 1137 nt
Organism: Acanthosepion pharaonis
Lineage: Eukaryota; Metazoa; Mollusca; Cephalopoda; Sepiida; Sepiidae
Source: the annotation of a GenBank genome assembly
AUGAUCGGUCUGACUUCUCUGGUUUCUCCCACCACUCCACCAGCCUGGCUGAGCUACCCGAGCCCGCCAAACAUCAGUUGUCGUCAAGCGCUCAUAUUGGUUACUGUUUGUAGUUUUUCUUUCCCCACCCUUUGGAAACUACCUUACACUACUGCCGGGUACGUGACAGUAUUGAGUGACAGAGAGGCUGGCGAAAUUCAUUUUAACUUUCUCCUUCUUUCUUUCUUUCUUUCUUUCUUUCUUUCUGCAUUCAUUCUAACUUUUCUCUCUCUUCUUUCUUUCGUCGUUUCUUCUUCCAUUCUUGUCUGUAUUUCUUUCUUUCUUUCUUUCUUUCUUUCUUUCUUUCUUUCUUUCUUUCUUUCUUUCUUUCUUUCUUUCUUAUUUACUUACUUCUUUCUUUCUUUCAUUCUACCUUUCUUUCCUUCAUUUUUAUUUCCUGCUUUCUUCAUUCUGCCUUCAUUCUAUAUUCCUUCCACUUUCAUUCAUUCUCAUAUUUUUCUUUUUUCUUUCAUUUUACGUUCAUUUCUUUCAUGUUUCUCUUAUUUUUUAUUAUUAUUUCCUUUAUCUUUCUUUCUUUCUUUCUUUCUUUCUUUCUUUCUUUCUUUCUUUCUUUUCCCGUUCGUUUCCGAUUUGUUUUUUGUUUCUUUCUUUCUUUCCUUUUUUCUCCAUUUCAUUCUCCUUUCUUUCUUUCUUUGUUUCUUUUCCCGUUGGUUUCCGAUUUGUUUUUUUCUUUCUUUCCUUUUUUUUUCUUUCCUUUCUUCUUUCUUUUUUCUUUCUUUCUUUUCUUUCUUUCUUUUUUCCUUCCUUCUUUCUUUUGAUUUUCUUUUUUUUCUUUCUUUCUUUUCCCAUUUCGUUUCAUUUCGAUUUUUUGUUUCUUUCUUUCCUUUUUUCUCCAUUUCAUUCUCCUUACUUUCUUUCUUUCUUUCUUUCUUUCUUUCUUUCUUUCUUUCUUUCUUUCUUUCUUUCUUUCUUUCUUACUUUCUUUCUUUCUUUCCCUUUUACCUUCAGUUUCACUUUCUUUCUUUCUUUCUUUCUUUAUUUCAUUUCUUCUGCUUUACGUUCUUUCUCUCCAUUAUUACAAUCUUUCCCUUCAUUCACUUUCCAUUCGUCUUUUUCUGUCCUCCGUUUUCUCUUUAA